Molecule: messenger RNA, 1770 nt
Organism: Anopheles bellator
Lineage: Eukaryota; Metazoa; Arthropoda; Insecta; Diptera; Culicidae
Exons: 2
Coding region: 341-1321 (326 amino acids)
Source: RefSeq, a predicted model, not a curated record
GCUCCAAACGGGAAACGGGAAAGUGGCCACCAAACGCGCCCGGAAUGGCCCGUUGCCUGUGGAUUUAUCGAACAAACAGCGCCUAGUGGUCGCACGCGAGUGAAUGCUUGAUGCUCGUCCGCCGUGUCUCUAAGCCGACGUGUGAAAAAGUGAAAACAAACGCCACCAUGGCACGGUUUCAAGUGUUUCGCCCCCGUCGUAGGUUUUAGGCCACUUCUUCCCCACCAAAGAAAGCAAUAAGCACACCAACCCGUGCGCGUAUCGAAAUCUUCCAUCGCACGGCCUACUGCCACGGGUCAAGGUCGGCCAAACAACCUUCCCGCCACCCAUUGCAGGAGCAAUGGAUCGCGUGAAGCUGUGCGAUCAGAUACUGCUGCAAAAGCUUACUUUGCUUAGUAAUGCUGCGCUCAGGACGAACCGGGGAAUUACGGAGCGCGAGCUGGAGGAAGCGUUCAAAAAGUCGAUUGGGUUCCGGGCGCCCCGCUUCUUUCCACCGACCGAUGGGACGCUACCGAUCGUCUACAGCGCGCUGUUCGUAGUGGCCCUGUUCGUCGUGACUCCCUUUUUGGCCGGAUUUCUCGAGCUAGCCCUCGGUAUGCGCUGCAUCGUGCCAAACAACUAUCUGAUCUGGGAAGCGACGCGCCCAGUCUCGAACUGCGACUUUUGUCGUGGCGUCGAUCGGCCAAUCAUACUGCCGAAUUUGACGCGCGACGAGUUCCAACCGUACGCGUACUCCUCGCGGCCCAUCAUCAUCAAGCGAGCCGUUUCGCAUUGGCCAGCGGUGCGGCUGCUGAACUUUACCUUCCUGAAGGACCUGUACCUGCGGCACCCGGCCGCACUCGACAGUCUGCACGAGGAUUGUCAAUUCUUGCACUUCAAAUCUAACUUCCAAACACUGCGCGACGUGUUCCGGAUGUCGGACGAUCGGGCCGAGUUUCGUGCCGGCCAGCAACCGUGGUACGUCGGGUGGAGCAACUGCAACCCGGCGGUACUGCGGGAACUACGAAGGCUCUACCCAAAGCCACACUUCCUGCCGGACGAUGCCGAAAUGCCGAACACGGACUUUGUGUUUCUCGGCUACGAGCAGGGUGCCGUGAUGCACAUUGACUACAUCCCACGGUUAAUGUGGCAGGCGCAACUGCGGGGCAACAAAAGCUGGAUCCUGGCCCCGACGCCCGAGUGUGAUGCGGUUUGCCGCAGUUUUAGCUUCUACGUGGAACCCGGCGAUGCGUUGCUGGUCGAUACGCGCCUCUGGUACCACGGGACGUUCAUCCACUCGAAGGGAGAGUUCUCGCUCACGAUACAGUCGGAGUACGGUUAGAUGAUGCUCUAGUCCCAGCUGCAAGCUGCAUUUCCCGGGGACACGCCAAUCCGUGAUGCCAAUCGUGUGCAGCAAGCGCAGUCGAUCCCCCGGCCGUACGAUACACUCCCGGUGUGCCCUCGGCGCAUCAGGGAGCUAGUGUCCGCGAGCACACGCGUGGUUAUUAUUAUUUCGUUGUUUGUUAAGUAACUCCUCAAUCGCGAGACGCGGUGUAUUUCUAUUCAAUGUUUGAUCGUGUUUUUAAAUUCCUCCCUUAGUGCCAUGGACCAUUCAGUUAUUAUUUAUGUUUUAUUACUGUACAGUGUGUAAUUCCGUUAAUUUGUGUGCUUUUUUCGUGUUCCAAUCCCCAUUUUUAUGCCCAGUGUGAAUGCAACGAGUGUUUCCUUUUUCAAGAACCUUUACAUUUGCUUUACGUUUCACGAACGCUGCUCUUCGGUUGUUCUGCUCUU